AAUAGAUUAUUAUGAUGUGGACCUCUUUGAUUGAAAACAUUAUUUUACUCUUCACUUGGUUUUCAUCACGCUUUUAAAUGCAAACCAUUUUUAAGGAGUAGGAUGAAGUAAUAUUCUACGAGUACAUCUAUCGUACUUUUCGUAUGUAACUGUGCGAGUAGUGACUGAUCAUUAGUAUGCGGAAGAUCCCCAAAAGCUUCAUUAAAUUAAAGCUAUACUACGGCUAAGAUACUCGGAAAUCCGUAAUUCACAUGCACUCAGUCACAUGUCACUAUAUUUUGUGAAAACAAAAAGUUUCAACUUUUAUGUUUAUAGAAAUUUCAAAAAACGAAAGAAAAAUCUACCUAGUACCGAAAGCUCGAUCUUAAUUUUGAAAACAAAUUUGAAUUCCUUAUUCUCUUCUCCAGGUUUUGAAUGCUAUGGAUUUUUGAUUUGUUGAACUGUUAAAUUUGUACAGUACCUACUCAAUGAAUUUUCUUAUUUUUGCAAAAUCAACAAUAACUGUAAUGUUACUAAAAAAAUAAAAUAAAAAUUGAAUUUCUUACAAAUCACCCAAAAAAAACAUAUUCAAAUCUUUUUUUCAAAAUAAAAAUUGACUUGUGGAAGUACAUUUUUUAUUCUUUCACCUAUUAGUUUAAAUGUACCAAAAAACGACCUGCUUUCGAAAUCCUCAAAAAAAUAAUAUUGAGAAAACCCAUGAACUUCUUCAAAAGGCGAAGAAUUAAACUUAAUAUUUAAUAGUUAGCUACAAUCAAUAACACAAAUGUUUAUAUAUGUAAUAGAACGGGAAAAGAAUCCAAAAAUAUCUCUAUGCCCUAUUUCAGUGUAUUAUAAUUCUUCAAAGACGAUCUGAAGCCAAAAAUUCUUAGUGUUUUAUGAGAAAAAUACUUAAGCAUAAUUUAAAUAUUUAAAAUAAAUCAAAUUUUAAGACUAAUGUGGAUGAUGAUGACUCCCCCCACGCCGUGAAACUACGAUAUACACUAAACACGCAAAUGGAUGAAACUUGAAUUAAAUCAAACAAAAAAAACCUAUUAUAUUAAAAUACAUAACGUGUUUUUUUAUCCAUGUUGUUAUUGACUUUAAAUCAAGUGACACAAUCUAAAGUACUUAUAGCAUUUAUUUGUAUAGACCAUAAUAUUAUAGAUAUAGUGAGCAAAAGACAAACAUAUAGCAAUCAGUUUACGCCACUUUCAUAUUUAAUGAAAUUAGGUAGACUAAGUUGCGAUACAUUACACAAAAAUGAACAACUCAAUGACUUAAUGGCAAAAAAGUUACAAAUCAAUUUUGAUGCAAUUGUCAUUGAACCUGGAAUGGUGUCGAGUUGCUUGUCUUACGUAGGAGCAAACUCAAACUUGCCAAUGAUAUACACAACUCCAGUUCCAAUAAAUACUUAUACGGAACGUAUCACCUUUGGUGAUAUCAGUAACCCAGCAACAGUUUCAACAAUGUUAUUUCAAUCCGCAGUUCCUAAGACUUUCAUUCAACGGUUAACUAAUACACUUGUUUGGUUGUACACUAGUAUAGUGGUAAUGUCACAAGAAUACUUACUUCAAUUAUUUGACUCAAAACCUUAUGAUCUUGGAACUAUAAAUCCUCCAUCAUUGGUCUUUAUGAACUCUCAUUUCAUAAGCGAUAAUCCUAGACCAACUCCAUCAAAUGUUGUCAAUAUCGGUGGUAUUCAUUUAAAACCAACCAAAAAAAUACCUAAGGAUAUAUUGGAUUUUAUUGAAAACUCACCAGAUGGAGUUAUUUUAUUCACAUUUGGUUCAACCAUUGCGAUGUCUUCAGUACCAUACAAUAUAUUAACUGCAUUAAAGGAAGCAUUUGCUGAACUUCCACAAAGAAUCUUAUUAAAAUACGAGGGUGAAAUGGAAGAUAAACCUAAAAAUGUCAUGACACUAAAAUGGAUACCUCAACGAGAUAUUCUUUUGCACAGAAAUGUUAAGCUCUUCAUCAGUCACGGUGGAAUAUCUGGAUUGUAUGAAGCUGUAGAUGCUGGAGUCCCAGUGUUAGGAUUUCCAUUAUUCGGUGAUCAGUGUAGGAACAUAGAUAAUUUAGUUAAGGCAGGCAUGGCUAAAUCUAUGGAAUUAUAUUCAGUAACUAAAAACAAUUUCUUGAAUAAUGUAUUGGAUCUUGUUAACAAUAAAAAAUUCACACACAAUGCCAAAAUUGCUUCAGAAAUUUUUAAAGACCGACCAAUGUCACCGGAAAAGUCUGUUGCUUACUGGACAGAAUAUGUUAUUCGUCAUAAAGGAGCACCACAUCUAAAAUCACAAGCUCUUAAUUUAACGUGGUACCAAUACUUUUUAUUGGAUGUAAUCGUUGUAAUUCUUAUAUUCAUUUUGGUUUUUAUACUAAUUGUUUUACAAUUCUUUAAAUUUAUUCGUUUAAUUUACACAAAGAUAUGUUCAUCAUCCUCUAAAGUAAAAUCUGAUUAAUGUAUUAUUUAAUUAACUAUGGUUAAUAAUGUAUUUAUUUAUUUU
This is a messenger RNA of Myzus persicae (green peach aphid), 2483 nucleotides long. Its product is annotated as UDP-glucuronosyltransferase 2B37-like. Gene Ontology annotation, molecular function: UDP-glycosyltransferase activity. The record is from RefSeq and is a predicted model, not a curated record. The coding region runs from base 1065 to 2438 and encodes 457 amino acids. Lineage: Eukaryota; Metazoa; Arthropoda; Insecta; Hemiptera; Aphididae. The transcript is spliced from 4 exons.